Messenger RNA from Rhinichthys klamathensis goyatoka, 706 nucleotides. RefSeq names its product mitochondrial ribosomal protein L54 (gene mrpl54). Gene Ontology annotation, molecular function: structural constituent of ribosome. Bases 52 to 459 code for a protein of 135 amino acids. Lineage: Eukaryota; Metazoa; Chordata; Actinopteri; Cypriniformes; Leuciscidae. The transcript is spliced from 3 exons. Gene Ontology annotation, cellular component: mitochondrial large ribosomal subunit. The record is from RefSeq and is a predicted model, not a curated record.
UACGUCUCACGUACACUUCAGACAGCAUGGUGGAAGAUCCGAUGAGGCACAAUGGCACAUAUUGUACUACAUUCUAUGAAGAGGAUAAACUUGCCUGUUCUGAAUGCUUUUAACGAGCUUUUUGUUAACACUUUUUUUAUUCAAUACCGUGGUUAUGCUAAAAAGCCAGUAAUGAAAGGAAAAGGUAAAGGAAUUGUAAAGGAAGUUCUUAAGGGUCCAGAAGUGUGUAAGGAUCCAGUGAGACUUUGCACGCAUGCAGUUGGAGUCAACAUCUUGAAACAGGGCGAGGACCCUCUUAUUAAACCCAAGGAGGAGUAUCCAGAAUGGCUGUUUCAGUUGGACCUCGGCCCACGCAAAAAACUCAAUGAACUGGAACCAGACAGUUGGGAAUACUGUAAUCUUUUAAGGAAGGAGCAUAUUUGGAGACAUAAUAAACUGCAUAAAGGCAAAAAGAUGUAGAGGGAAUGGACAGAAUGCUUAUAUGAAUAUGCUUCUUUGAGGGCAAGGCCUGGGUGAACCUUUGCUUUCCCAGCAGGCACAGUAGACAUUGCCAAUUUUGCUGGUGUGUUAGUUCUCCUGUUUCUGAGGAUGAAGUGUUUGUAUUUUUGCUUAUUUUGUUGUCAUUCUUUGUAUUACUAUUAUUGUCGUUUUGUUAUUGGUCUCAUUUCAGUCACAUGAACAAAUAAAAUUCUGAUGCCAUCAUCAA